Messenger RNA from Electrophorus electricus (electric eel), 7190 nucleotides. RefSeq names its product mitogen-activated protein kinase kinase kinase 21 (gene map3k21). NCBI's taxonomy places the organism in Eukaryota, Metazoa, Chordata, Actinopteri, Gymnotiformes, Gymnotidae. The record is from RefSeq and is a predicted model, not a curated record. Gene Ontology annotation, biological process: protein phosphorylation. Gene Ontology annotation, molecular function: protein tyrosine kinase activity; protein binding; JUN kinase kinase kinase activity.
UAUGCGAUGGCGCUGUGCAGGCGAGUCUCUUCUGCCAACUUAUGGGACUUUUGAGACUUUGUUUAAAGUGCGUUUACUUCCAUGAAGUCUUUGGAAACUUUGGGAUGCCGGGGUUGGUGUGCUUAUUAUCAUGAGUUGGACCUAGGAAGACUUUCUGCUCUGUUAUCGGAUGUGUCGGUACGUUUUGGAGCCCAUGAACUAACUAGUAGUUGUAAACUUUGUAGAGUGAGCUAGCCAAUGCUACUUCUAGCGCUACGUGCUAGCUUACUCUAUUGAACAAACCCUAGCUAUGAAGUCCUAAACUAGAAACUAAGGCGUUUCCUUGAAGUACACGUUUUACAUGACCUAAAGACUUUGUUGUUUACUUGGUUUGUUGAAGUAGUUCGAGCGGAGGUAGGCGACAGUACACCUGUAACCUCGUUGCUGGAAGCUAGGGUAGCUAACUUGGCUCGAGUUGGUUCGUCCCUGCCCAGCAGUGGCCUGUUCAAACGGGCCAGUCUGUCUUCAGCUGAAAAAGUUAACUAUAGCUGCUCGUGGUCGCUGGAUACGUUAUCUUUAUGUAACUGAACAAAUGGUACUUAAUCAGGCUUUAAAGAGUGGCAAUUUGUGAGAUAACGUUAUCCUACUAAUGCCAAUGUUUCUUGAGAUUGCAGACACAUCGAAAGAGUGGUUAGCUGUUUUACGUGAAAAGAAAACAGUGCGUAACCUCAAACAAAUCGAACUUAGGGCCUUUUCUUUCUCUUAGGGUUAAGAAGUAAACUUAUCCAGGCACCUAACCUAUGAAGAACCUACUAGUUCUCGCAAUAGCUAUUGCAUGCAUCAAGGUAAUACAAUCCCUGUUCUUGUUUUAUAUCUGCUCUGACCUCAGCGCACCUUAUGGUGCUGCUGCAGGCACUGAGACAUGGAUGUUCCCCAGGCCGUUUUCCCAAACGGUGAGGGGCGCCUAGGAGACUAUUCGUGGACGGAAACUUCCCCUGCAAAGGCUUGGGCUCAUUCUGCCCCUGUGUGCUCACGUUCACUCUGGACUGCAGCAUAUGACUAUGAGGCAACCGGGGAGGACGAGCUCAGCCUCCGUCGUGGAGAUGUUGUGGAGGUGCUGUCUAAAGAUGCAGCGAUUUCGGGAGAUGAAGGUUGGUGGACAGGCAAAAUUAACCAUCGAGUCGGCAUCUUUCCCUCAAACUAUGUCACUUACCAACCAACUAUUUAUAGACUUCCUGGUGGUGGCACAGUGGGGGUACGGGAGACAGUUCCUUCUUCUCCUGUGCAAAUAGCCUUUAGUGAACUUUUUUUGGAAGAAAUUAUCGGUGUCGGUGGUUUUGGCAAAGUUUACCGGGGAACUUGGAAAGAACAGGAGGUUGCAGUGAAGGCUGCUCGCCAGGACCCCGAUGAAGACAUCACUGCUACUGCGGAAAGUGUUAAGCAAGAAGCCAAACUUUUUUCCAUGCUGCAGCACCCUAACAUAAUAAAACUGGAGGGUGUAUGUUUAGAGGAGCCGAACCUGUGCUUGGUUAUGGAAUAUGCGCAAGGAGGGACCCUUAAUCGUGCCUUGACAGGCAGGAGGAUACCUCCUCAUAUUCUUGUGAAUUGGGCUGUCCAAAUUGCCAGAGGCAUGCUGUAUCUCCACGAAGAGGCGGUUGUGCCCAUUAUUCACAGAGAUCUGAAGUCCAGUAACAUUUUGAUACUUGAAAAAAUUGAAAACAAUGACAUCGGUAGGAAGACACUGAAGAUCACUGACUUUGGCCUGGCCAGGGAGUGGCACAAGACCACCAAAAUGAGUGCUGCUGGCACGUACUCCUGGAUGGCUCCUGAGGUCAUCAAGUCCUCCCUGUUCUCAAAAGGCAGUGAUGUUUGGAGUUAUGGGGUCCUUCUCUGGGAGCUGCUGACAGGAGAGGUUCCGUACAGAGGCAUCGAUGGGCUGGCUGUGGCCUAUGGAGUGGCUGUCAACAAGUUAACCCUUCCUGUCCCUUCCACCUGCCCUGAGCCUUUUGCCAAGCUCAUGGAGGAGUGCUGGGAGCAGGAUCCCCACAUCCGGCCAACGUUCGCCACCAUCCUGGAGCAGCUGACGGCCAUCGAGGAGGCAGUGAUGGCCACCAUGCCUCAGGACUCCUUCCACUCAAUGCAGGAGGACUGGAGGCUGGAGAUACAGGAGAUGUUUGAUGAACUGCGAACUAAAGAGAAGGAGCUAUGCUCACGUGAGGAGGAACUGACGCGUGCUGCGCUCCAGCAGAAGUCCCACGAGGAGCUCCUGAAGCGCAGGGAGCAGCAGCUAGCCGAGAGGGAGAUCAACGUGCUGGAGCGGGAGCUCAACAUCCUCAUCCUCCAGCUCAACAAGGACAAGCCCAAUGUGAAGAAGCGCAAGGGCAAGUUCAAGCGCAGCCGCCUCAAGCUGAAGGAUGGCAACCGCAUCAGUCUGCCCUCCGAUUUUCAGCAUAAAAUCACAGUGCAGGCCUCACCUUCCCUGGAGAAGAGGAGGAGUCUGAACAGCAGCAGUUCCAGCCCCCCGAGUAGCCCCACCCUCAUCCCCCGGCUCCGCGCUAUCCAGCUCACUCUGGAUGAGAGCAACAGGACGUGGGGCAGGAGCACCAAUUACAAACCGGAGGAGUUCGAGGAUGCGAAGAAGGGCAUAAAGAAGAAGGUUCGCACGUGGGGGCCCAGCUCCAUUCAGACGAAGGAGAGAGGAAACGGCACUGAAAGAGUUCGACCACUCUCUGAUGGAAGCAAUCCAUGGUCUACUAGUCUGAUGAAGCCCCAGAAGCCGGUUCCACUUGCUGCGUUGUUUACAGAGCAGGGGAUGGGUAAAGAUGACACGAGCUCUACCGACGGAUCAGACAAUAAACCAAAGCAGCUCAAGUUCCCUAAUCAGGUUUAUAUUGAUCUACCUCUCUGGAAGGAUGAGCAGACAGAGGAGCUGGGGGGAGUUGCGGGGGGCGGAGUGGGAGGGGCCGAGAGCCAGGAGGACCCCACCACCUCCACCAGCUCUACGAGCACCACACCGCAGCACACGCCAACCAACAGUCUGAAGCGGGCGGGCAGGCACUGCCGCGUGGACUCCAUGCUGUGCGCCUGUGCGUCCAUGCUGGCGGCGGUGGCGCUGGGCGCGGACCUGCGCGAGUUCCACCGGCCAGCGCCCUGCGAUGAGCCUGAGCCACGGGAGGAGAAGAAGAGGCGCGAGGGGCUCUUCCAGAGGGCGGCCCGCUUCCGCCGCAGUACCAGCCCCCCAGGCAGCCGCUCUCGGAAAGACGACGCCUCGCCCGGGCCUGUCAACCUGCUGGCCAUGUCCUCCAUCUUGGAGUGCAACUCCACCAAGUGCCUCAUCCAGUCGGACUCGGAGGGCCCCAAGCACAGUCCUGUGCAGGAGUCGCCAUCUGACACCUCGGGGUUCUAUCACGUCGGCCAAGCAGCAGUUCCGGGCACGAGGGGCAGGACCCCGGGCCGGGCAGAAGCUCCGUGGCUGUCCCUGGCAUCAGACCAUGGCACUGCAUCUGGCUUUCGCCUCCAGAGGAAGAAAUCCAGCCCUGCCGCCUGUCAGAGCUCUAGCACCAGCUGUGUUGCUGAAACCCCCACCAUCUCAUCCUCGCAGAGGAAGAAGCCUGAGAGAGGGACCAACCAGGACAAGCAGACCCCGCUGGAAUCAGUGUCCAGGCCCAGACCCCUGUCCCUCCGAGGCAAACCUCACUCCUGGGGCCUUCUGAGGGGCCGGAACAAGAGCUACUCCCUUGGGCACCACUCGGGCGAGAAGAGCGCCCAGGACCUGGGGAUUGUGCUCCCUCCAGAGGUCAAAGUGGGCUGCUCCCUGCUGGAUGUGGACACAGAGGGACAGAAGCGGGACUGCACCGUGCCCCUCUGCCGAAUUCAGAGCACUCCAAGUCGCCCCUCUGUAUUCGAACUGGAAAAGGAGUUUUUGUCCUGAAAUAAGCUGCCUCUCCUUCUGGAGCAAGACCCAUCUUUCCACUUGAAUCCAGUGAUCUAUCAGAAACAAUAAAUCCUUGUUUCAGGAUUUACUUCACACUGUGGCUCUUAUGCCUAAUGUUAAGAUAUUGCUGCUGGAGUUAUCAUGUUGUACCAUUUUAUUUAUAUUCAGUGUAUUUUGAUAAGUAAUUUAAAAUGAAAGGACACAAACAGAAUGAGUAACAUUCCAUUUUACUGAAAAGUUGCCAGUGUGUAGCCUGUUUGUUUAUACCCUACCACUUGAUUUGUGCACAGUCCGUAUCAAGGAGCAAGAUCUCUACGGAUGAUGGAAACUACUGCUUUUAAAGAUUUAAUAGGUAUUACUAUUAAUUUUUGGUCGUUGUUGUAUUAGAUGCCUAAUCGAGUCCCGUGUUCUUUAUCUGGAGAGUGCUGGAGAUCGGUGUUCAUUUUAGACAUAAAGAGAAGUGUUUUAUCCUGCUGUUCGCAGUUUGCCCCUACCUCUUCUACUCGAAUCAACUCCACUGACUUUAUUCCUCUUUCACCGAUGCUCGUCUGUGCACUGGACGUAGAGGGACAUUUGAUGUGUGCUGUAGGUGCAGGCAGGGCUCCACGUUCACUCCAGAGGACCAAUGCAUAGCAAAUCAUAAAUGGCAAUGGAAAAUACAUUAGUUCCCAGAGGAAGUUGUAUAGGUCAUGUGACCAAAGUGUCAAUGACUUCCCCUGUUCUGACUGGUCAUUUUUCUGGUUGUCUUUAAUGAAACUGCCAGCAGUUGGCUGCUUGUGGCAGUUGUACUACCAACAGGUAAUCUGCAAUUAAUGAAAGCUCUUUUAGUGUUCUCUGUGCAACCCUGAUCUGAUGAAAUUAGCAUAAUCACUACGGUCAGUAUUACAUUAAUCAACACUACUCUUUUAGAUGUUUGCUGGACAUGGUGUUACUGCCAUUUCCGAGUUUGCCCUAUAAUAAUGCUUUGCUAUUGAUUCCAUGUGAAUUUUUCUUCAUUGUGUCUCAGAAAAUGGUAGAAUUGUCAGGUAUUUGGGCAGUGUUUGUGCCCCAUACACGCGCUCUCUCUCUCUCACACACACACUCACGCACAGAUAUAUUUUGGUGCACUUCAGAUGUGCCUGUUUAAAAUGAUAGUUUACAUCUCCACGUAAACUGAUAGUUAUUUCCAAACACGUUUUGUGAUAUCUAGCUUUCUCAAUAUUCUGUCUUAAUGGCUUACGUAGUAGAAAUCAUAGCAAAGGAACAGUUGUUUGUUAAAUGUUACCCACAGUGCGGAUAGUCAGCUAAUGAAAUCACUCCCCUUUACUUAAACAUUUGCUGAUAUUAGACUGCAGAUGUGUCAUAGCUGAUGUCAUUCGAUAUGCCUAAAUAACUGAAUCUAGAAAAAGAUAUUACAUGUUCUGUUAAGAAAGGCAUUUUUGUUCUGAUCCACUAAAAUAUAAUUGAAAUCUCCAACAUAUGAUUCUAGGGCAUUUUGCCUAAAAGGGGUGUAAUGUAUUUAUGGGAGUAUCUGUGGUAACAGGACAUCCUAUGCCAAUAGUCCUUGGGUUUUAAUUGUCAACUGCGAAUAAUGUAAUCCAACAUAGAAUAAUAACCAAUGUUUUGUGCCAAUUUAUUUUGAAUACUGGACCAUAGUAUUUUAUUGAAUGGCCUGAUCUGACUUUAACGAGCUAAUGCCUUCAACCAGUUGACACAAGAUUUGCCUGUUGUUGCUAAGCAUUAAUCUUGAAAAAGGAUUCAGGUGUCUUUCAGUCUGGUGCUAAACUAACUCAACAUCAGAAUGAUUUUUUUUUUCUUCCCCUUUUCUUUUUUUCCUUCUUCUUGACACUCAUUCCAUAAUUACGGUUUGCUUGCAGACUGUUCUGUUGUUAGCUUGAAAAUUGCAUUAAGUUGCUUCCUUAGCUUCUCUGAAGCUGACGAAAGGUCAUAAAACUGCAUGACUGGUGCAUAGAAUUGCUGAUGCUUUUAACAAGGAUUCGGCUCAAAUCUCUGUGGGAUCAGUACUUCAAUGGAAGUUUACUGCCUAGGAAUUGUCUGUGGCCUGGAAAUCAUUUCCGUAAUAUUGCAGUUUUCUCCCUUGCAUUUCCUAUAAUGCUAAAGUGCUUCCACAGCCUUCCGAUUCAAAUGGAGUUUAUUAUUUAUUACUUCCUUUAUGCCUGUGGGUGGACAUCAAGUAGUUGGAUCAAAAAAGGAACUGAGAGGAGGUAGGUUGUUAUAAAUCCAUGAAGUCCCACACACAAACUGUUACUUUAGAAAAUGUUCAGAGCUUUGGACAUUCAGCCAUUAACACUAGUUUGUUGAACAGACUUGGUGAGACUCGAUCUGCUUAGGAGUGCUGUUCACUCCCAGAGCCUGAUGCACAUUGACUAGGAACAAGAGAAUGUUCACCUCAGUCAAAUUCCAAUAGAACGUCAGGCUAAAGAAAAAUCUAUACUGACACUUUAAUAAGACGCAGAAAAUUAUUUAAAUCUGACAUUCCCUCCUGCUUACAGAGGAUUAUUGUUCGGGAAAGGUUGAUCAUGUUAACACCCCUGCAUAACUGCACAUUUAAUGUGGUGAUCUCUUAUGUAGCACUGUUUUUGAUGUAAUGAUGUGAUUUUGUUUUUAAUCAUUUAAUGACUUUACAAAUGUAUGUUUUAUGUGAAAUCAAUGUUUUGAUUAUUUGAAGGUGGUGUUUAGACAGGACCGGCCUUGAGCUCAUUAAGCCUGGAACUGCAGUUGCACAUUUAAUUACAAGAGAACAAAAGACUGGAAAUUGGAAGCUAUGUGUCGUGGCAUACAGUGAUUUGUUGUGAUUUUUGUUUUUAUUUUAUAUUACUAAAAUGAAGUAACCAUACAGAAGUCCGUGUGGAAAGAGUGGUAGAUUCUAUUCUCUGAGCACAGUGAUUUACUUUCUAGAUCUACAUCUACACCUGUUUCAUCUGGGUACACACUAUUUGAAAAGACACUGAAAUACAUAAAUUAAAUUCACUGGUAUUAGUGACCAAAUGUAAGACUUUUUUUUUUUUUUUUUUUUGCCUUAAAUUUUCACCAAAGUUUAAGAUGCCCUUUCAAAUUUAGGAAGCAUAUUUGAAAAAAGAAAAUAUAAAAUUAUGUAGUACACACAUACUGUAUUUUUAAUUUUUGGGAAAGUAUUUUUCGGUGUCCCUUUGACCCAUAUGAAGAGUCAGUGGGAAAUUCUGUGGUGGUUUGCUGGUGCUAUCUACCCCAGAAUCAUUAUCAUUAAUACAUUACUGUUAUACUGUAAAUGAGUGACCAAUAAAUGCUUUAUUCCUCA